This is a messenger RNA of Exophiala mesophila, 642 nucleotides long. RefSeq lists its product as uncharacterized. The record is from RefSeq and is a predicted model, not a curated record. Bases 1 to 642 code for a protein of 213 amino acids. Lineage: Eukaryota; Fungi; Ascomycota; Eurotiomycetes; Chaetothyriales; Herpotrichiellaceae. The transcript is spliced from 3 exons.
AUGCCGUCCUUAUUCAAAAAGAUCAAGCAACAUGCAUCCAGUAAAAGUAAGCACAGUGGGUCUAUUAGAGAAGAUCCAAAGCCAUCAUCGUCAAAGCAGUCGAACAGUUAUUCAGGGCAGUCUACGUCUCGUGAUUUUGGAUAUAGCGAUAGAGGGAGGGAUCCGGCUCCCAAAGACUCGCCCUCCAAUACCGACACGAGAGCGGAGAACAAUGUUGAGGCUUCAGGUAAGAAGGGCAAAGGAAAGUCCAAGGCAGACGACCGAAACCGCAGUGAUGAUCAAAUAUACGAGAAUCCUUCUGCAAAUUGCUCAGGCGAGGAUGAUAUUUCAAGGGAUGUUGGUCAACAUGAGAGAAGAGCAUCCUCACCGACCGAAGAAGAAAUACGCCAGUACAAACGUGAUAGAAGAGCCGCAACCUACUCGACUGAGAAUUGGAGAAGAUAUUAUCCAGAAUGGUUCCCUCAAGAGGGAGAUUCGCCGGAAGAGAUUGCCAACAAGGAGAUGUUUAGGGCUGAGAAGUUCACAACAGACCCCGAGGCAAUUCGGGACAGAAGAGAUACCACUGUGGGCAAUGCGUACGCCAUGUUCCAACGCAGUGUGAACGGAGUGCAGACGAGAGAUUUUGCCGAAGAUUCUAGAUAG